GUGUAAGAGAGCCCCUAAGCAAUUUAUACUAUGGCAGAUCGUAAUUUUCAGAAAUAUCUAACGCGUCCCUGAACCUAUAGCUGAUGAAGCAGAGUUUUAAGUUUAGCAUAUAGAACUCGCAUUGACUAUGACUACAGAUAAGAAUAGCGAGAAUCUUCCAUGGGUUGAAAAAUAUCGUCCUGAUUCAUUAGAUGAAGUGUUUGGACAACAAGAUAUAGUGGAUACUGUUAAGAAAUUUGUUCAUGAAGGUAGAUUACCUCAUUUAUUAUUCUAUGGACCUCCUGGAACUGGUAAGACUUCAACUAUUAUAGCAUUGGCUAAAGAAAUUUAUGGAAUAAAUUAUAAAAAUAUGGUAUUAGAAUUAAAUGCAUCUGAUGAUAGAGGGAUUGAUGUUGUACGUAAUCAAAUUAAGAAUUUUGCAUCUACUAUGCAAAUUUUUAGUAAAGGAUUUAAAUUAAUUAUAUUAGAUGAAGCUGAUGCUAUGACAGCUGUAGCUCAAAAUUCAUUAAGAAGAAUUAUUGAAAAAUAUACUAAGAAUACUAGAUUUUGUAUAUUAGCUAAUUAUGCUCAUAAAUUAAAUCCUGCUUUACUUUCAAGAUGUACUAGAUUUAGAUUUAAUCCAAUAAGUGAAGAAGCUAUUAGAGAUAGAAUUUCUAGUGUCAUUAUUAAAGAAAAUUUAAAGAUUGCUCCAGUGGCAGAAUCAGCAUUGUUAAAAUUAAGUAAAGGUGAUAUGAGACGAGCUUUAAAUGUACUACAAGCAUGUAAAGCUGCAACUACUGAACAAGAAGAAAUUACAGAAGAUAUGAUAUAUGAGUGUGUAGGAGCACCUCAUCCUCAAGACAUUGAAACUGUGUUGGAUUCAAUCUUAAGAGAAGAUUGGACUACAGCUUAUGAAACAAUCAAUAAAUAUAAACAAGUUAAGGGUUUAGCCUUAAUCGAUCUAAUUUCUGGUUUUAUUGAAAUCUUGAAUCGAUAUGAAUUAAAGAGUAAAACUAGGAUUGAUAUCUAUAAAGGUUUAAGUGAUAUAGAGUAUGGUAUUUCCAAAGGAGGUAACGAAAAGAUUCAAAGCAGUGCCGUAAUAGGUGUUAUAAAAGCCGCUUUAGAAAGUCAAGCUAAUUAAGUUUCUACAUAUAUAGAAAAAUAAAAGAAAAUUACCUGUAAUUAGUUAGUAUAACAUAUUUCAUUGUAUAACAAACACAAAUUAG
This is a messenger RNA of Scheffersomyces amazonensis, 1205 nucleotides long. RefSeq names its product replication factor C subunit 3 (gene RFC3). Bases 128 to 1120 code for a protein of 330 amino acids. The record is from RefSeq and is a predicted model, not a curated record. Lineage: Eukaryota; Fungi; Ascomycota; Pichiomycetes; Serinales; Debaryomycetaceae. Gene Ontology annotation, cellular component: Elg1 RFC-like complex; Rad17 RFC-like complex; DNA replication factor C complex. Gene Ontology annotation, molecular function: ATP binding; ATP hydrolysis activity; DNA clamp loader activity. Gene Ontology annotation, biological process: DNA repair; DNA-templated DNA replication. The transcript has 2 exons.